Messenger RNA from Magallana angulata, 1440 nucleotides. RefSeq lists its product as uncharacterized. Gene Ontology annotation, molecular function: sequence-specific DNA binding. The coding region runs from base 210 to 1370 and encodes 386 amino acids. The record is from RefSeq and is a predicted model, not a curated record. The transcript has 4 exons. Lineage: Eukaryota; Metazoa; Mollusca; Bivalvia; Ostreida; Ostreidae.
ACUUGAAAAGUCCUCUGAAACUUGAUAAUGAAAGUUGUAGCUAUUAAAUUUAUUUAUUUUGAGAGAUUUUAUCAAUUAAACACUCUCAGUGAAAGGUUUAUGGAGGCCAUCAAUUAUUUCCCAGCAUGCAUCUGUGCUCUGACGUAGAUGAGACACAUUGCUGCUGCUGACUGGGUCAGUGUUACAAACUGAUCGCACUACGGGAAAACAUGCCUGAAUGUCAAGCAAAAUUUUGCACUGUCAGAAGGGGACAAGGAUUUAAUACAUUUUCUAUUCCUGACCCUAAGCGUGACUAUGAAUUGUGUAAAAGAUGGAUUCAUAAUUUGGGGAAUGAGAAAUUAAACAUAAAGACUUUUGUGUUUGCAUAUCAUAAAAUUGUGUGUGAAAAACACUUUGAGGAAGAUUGCUUUGAAGAUGAUCUUGAGGCACGCCUGAUGAAUUUCAAACCAAGAAAAAAACUGAAAAAGGGGGCAGUUCCUACUAUUUUCCUUGACAGCAAAACUCCAAAGAAAAGGGAAACAAGUGAAAAAAGAAUAAAAGAGAAGGAAAAAGUGGAACUACUUGAAAAUAUUCUUGUCAAUGCUGAAGAUGAUGACAAUAUAGAUGAGCCAGGCUGUUCUUAUGAUACUGGGAGAUCGGGACAGAAAAGGAAAGGAGAAACAAUUCCUGUAGGAAAAUCAAAAAAACCAAAGGUAAGCAAUUUAAAAAAUUCAAAGAACACUGUUGAUGUUGGAAUUCAGUUUGAAUACAUGGAUGAAAGAACUAUGAAAGAUAUGGGAACACAAUGUGACAUAAGAACUGAAAAAUCAACAGAAUUCUGUGUCAACUGUAGAUCAAGAGAAAACCCUGGUCUAGCAACAUCUGAUCACGGAUAUUCAAAAAUAUUCCAGGAUAUUCCUUCAACAUCAGAAACUGACACUAUUUUUCUCUCCUCUACACCUGUGAAAUCUGCACAGUGCUUCUCGCACACAUUUGAAUCGGAAGAAUUAUCGCCUGUCAAAUCAAUUACUACCAAAGCUGACCCAGAUUUCUCUUUCAUUCCCUCAGAUGAGUCAACAAAUGAGUUAUCAAAUUUAUCAAGUGAUGAAGAGCAAGAUGUUAAUCCUACUGAGGAUUCAAAAUUUAUUGUCUUUUGGUCAUGUAUCAAAUCUCUUUUCUGUAUGUUAAUGUGCCAAGUUUGCAAACAACCGUUUGAUGCCAAUGCUACAAACCAUUAUGUCAAUGGGACAGGAUUGUCUGUGGAGUUUAAUUGCAUGAACAACCAUAAAUUUACUUGGAAAUCACAACCCUUUGUAGGGAAACAACCCAUUGGUAACAUUAUGUUAUCAGCAGCCACAUAUUUUAGUGGAUUAACUUUCUCAGGCAUUUGAAACUUUGCUAAGUGCAUGAAUUUACAAAUAAUAUCUAGAACAACUUUUAUCAAUAACAGCAGAACAUUAG